Messenger RNA from Heteronotia binoei (common prickly gecko), 1750 nucleotides. It is a transcript of the gene TUBG1, whose product is annotated as tubulin gamma 1. Gene Ontology annotation, molecular function: structural constituent of cytoskeleton; GTP binding. Gene Ontology annotation, cellular component: cytoplasm; microtubule; spindle. The coding region runs from base 79 to 1434 and encodes 451 amino acids. Lineage: Eukaryota; Metazoa; Chordata; Lepidosauria; Squamata; Gekkonidae. Gene Ontology annotation, biological process: mitotic sister chromatid segregation; mitotic cell cycle; microtubule nucleation. The transcript has 11 exons. The record is from RefSeq and is a predicted model, not a curated record.
CUGUACGGCAGCCGGCUCUGGUGCGCGUGCGCGGCGCCGUCGGAAGGGAGUCCGGGAGCGGCGGGAAGGCAGGCGGCCAUGCCCCGGGAGAUCAUCACCCUGCAGCUGGGCCAGUGCGGCAACCAGAUCGGCUUCGAGUUCUGGAAGCAGCUCUGUGCAGAACAUGGCAUCAGCCCCGAGGGCAUCGUGGAGGAGUUCGCCAUGGAGGGCACCGACCGCAAGGAUGUCUUUUUCUACCAGGCUGAUGAUGAGCACUAUAUCCCACGAGCUGUUCUCCUGGACCUGGAACCACGAGUUAUUCACUCCAUCCUGAACUCCCCAUAUGCUAAGCUGUACAACCCAGAAAACAUAUACCUGUCUGAGCAUGGUGGUGGGGCUGGGAAUAACUGGGCCAGCGGCUUUUCACAGGGAGAAAAGAUCCAUGAAGAUAUCUUUGACAUUAUAGACAGAGAAGCUGAUGGCAGUGACAGUUUAGAGGGUUUUGUGCUGUGCCAUUCCAUUGCAGGCGGGACUGGAUCGGGCUUGGGUUCUUAUCUCCUCGAGAGAUUGAAUGACAGGUACCCUAAGAAACUGGUGCAGACGUACUCGGUUUUCCCCAACCAGGAUGAGAUGAGUGAUGUGGUGGUGCAGCCCUACAACUCUCUCCUGACGCUCAAGCGGCUGACUCAGAAUGCUGAUUGCGUGGUGGUUCUAGACAACACAGCUUUGAAUCGCAUCGCCACCGACAGGCUGCACAUCCAGAACCCCACUUUUUCCCAGAUCAACCAGCUGGUUUCCACCAUCAUGUCUGCCAGCACGACGACCUUACGUUAUCCCGGCUACAUGAACAACGAUUUGAUUGGGCUGAUUGCCUCCCUUAUCCCGACCCCCAGGUUGCAUUUCUUGAUCACAGGGUAUACGCCUCUCACCACAGACCAGGCUGUGGCCAGCGUGCGCAAAACCACCGUCCUGGAUGUCAUGCGGCGACUUCUGCAACCCAAGAAUGUCAUGGUAUCCAUGGGGCGUGAUCGACAGACGAACCACUGCUACAUCGCUAUCCUCAACAUAAUCCAGGGGGAAGUGGACCCCACUCAGGUCCAUAAGAGUUUGCAGCGAAUUCGUGAAAGGAAGCUGGCCAAUUUCAUCCCUUGGGGCCCAGCCAGCAUUCAAGUGGCCCUUUCCAGGAAGUCUCCGUACUUGCCUUCAGCUCACAGAGUUAGUGGGCUAAUGAUGGCUAAUCACACCAACAUCUCCUCGCUCUUUGAACGCACUUGCCAUCAAUAUGACAAACUGCGCAAGCGUGAAGCCUUCCUGGAGCAAUUCCGCAAGGAAGACAUGUUCAAGGAGAACUUUGAUGAACUCGAUGACUCCCGCAAGGUUGUCCAGGAGCUGAUAGACGAGUACCAUGCUGCCACGCGGCCUGACUACAUCUCCUGGGGUACACAAGAGCAGUGAGCGGCUUUUGGAGGCUUGAGUCUCUUACUCUCUCACAAGCAUGCAGCCACCUCCGCCAUCCCUCCAACGCAGGCAGGGGGAGUCCCUGAGUUGAACAGUUUGUGUGGCUGUAGAGCUUAGCCUCUCAUCCAUCCCCCUUGUCCCUUGAGAGUCCAGGCACUGGGUGUCUGUCUUACUAGAGAUGGUGAAAACCAUACGUUUUGUAUGGCAUCUCUGUUUAAAGUGGAAUUCACUGGGUCUAGUAAGUUUUUCCCUGUUUGUUCCCUCUACUUCUCACAAAUGUAGUUCAUUAAAUGCUUUCCUUUCGGCAACAGUA